Aedes albopictus (Asian tiger mosquito) is the source of this 1017-nucleotide messenger RNA. RefSeq lists its product as uncharacterized. The transcript has a single exon. Bases 1 to 1017 code for a protein of 338 amino acids. Lineage: Eukaryota; Metazoa; Arthropoda; Insecta; Diptera; Culicidae. The record is from RefSeq and is a predicted model, not a curated record.
AUGGUCAACGGCUAUGGCAACGUCUUGCACCCGUGCCGAACCCUCAUCGAUUCAUGCUCCCAGCAUCACUUUGUGACGGAACGAUUCGCCACGCAGCUGGCGCUCAAUAAGCACCGUGCCGACUAUCAAGUUAGCGGUUUGAAUGGAGGUACAACACGAAUCCACAACGUCGUCCGCACGAUGGUCAAGUCUCGCGUCACCAGCUACUCGACCGAGCUCGAACUGCUGGUAGCGCCGAAGAUCACAAGUGAUAUGCCGGAGAAAUCGAUGGAUGUGACGAACUGGAACCUCCCAGUCCAUGUGGAGCUCGCCGACCCCAACUUCAACAAGCGAGGUCGGAUUGAUAUGUUGCUGGGAGCAGAAAUAUUCUGGGACCUCAUCAACUCGGAAAAAAUCACCCUUGCGGAAAACCUUCCUUCGCUCAGAAACACCGAACUAGGAUGGGUGAUUGGAGGCGUGAUUUCGGAUCAAAUACCCGUCAUCGCACGCACAUUCUGCAACGUUGUCCAGCGAGACGACCUCGGCGAUUUGCUGAAACGAUUCUGGGAGAUCGAAGGUGCUGAAGAUCUACGCCGAAACUCUACUGCGAGUACCGAUGAGUGCAUCCAGCACUUCCGGAGCACCUUUCUACGAAUACCCGAUGGAAGGUUCCAAGUCCGACUUCCAUUCAACGAAAGAAAGUCAGAACUAGGCGAAUCGCUGCAAAUGGCUACCCGGCGGUUCCUGAUGCUCGAACGUCGCCUGGAUCAGAGACCCGAGCUGAAGGCAGAAUAUUCCGAGUUCAUCCACGAGUACGAGCGGCUCGGACACAUGUGCGAAAUACAGGCCAACCCGAACGAGAAGGUCGGAUCAUCGUACUUUUUGCCGCACCACUGCGUAUUGCGGCCGAGCAGUGCAACGACGAAACUGCGGGUCGUUUUUGACGGUUCCGCAAAAACGUCCACUGGAACCUCCAUCAACGACACGCUGAAGAUUGGCCCAAUCAUGCAACACGAUGUCACGUGUCGAUCCUGCUGA